Messenger RNA from Salvia miltiorrhiza (redroot sage), 333 nucleotides. RefSeq lists its product as uncharacterized. Gene Ontology annotation, molecular function: nucleic acid binding. Bases 1 to 333 code for a protein of 110 amino acids. NCBI's taxonomy places the organism in Eukaryota, Viridiplantae, Streptophyta, Magnoliopsida, Lamiales, Lamiaceae. The transcript has a single exon. The record is from RefSeq and is a predicted model, not a curated record.
AUGGACAUUACUCAAAGGUUCGUCUCAGUUGCGCACCCCCAGGCUAACGGGCAAGUAAAACUAGCAAAUCGCACCAUCUGUGAGGGUAUUAAGAAAAGUCUCGAAAAAAGCAAAGGACGUUGGGUAGAGGAACUGGAUACAGUGUUGUGGGCGCUUCGCACCAGCCCGAAAACAGCUACGGGAGAGGCCCCGUUCACUUUGGUCUAUGGAUCGAAUGCAGUUAUCCCAGCAGAGGUCAUAUUGGAAUCCCACCGGGUGUGUAGUUAUGAUCCUGUGCAGAAUGAAGUGCUACACCGCCUCGACCUGGACUUAGUGGAACUGGAAAGGGAAUAA